Messenger RNA from Rana temporaria (common frog), 2551 nucleotides. RefSeq names its product protocadherin gamma-B7-like. The record is from RefSeq and is a predicted model, not a curated record. The transcript is spliced from 2 exons. Gene Ontology annotation, molecular function: calcium ion binding. NCBI's taxonomy places the organism in Eukaryota, Metazoa, Chordata, Amphibia, Anura, Ranidae. Gene Ontology annotation, biological process: homophilic cell-cell adhesion. The coding region runs from base 125 to 2551 and encodes 808 amino acids. Gene Ontology annotation, cellular component: plasma membrane.
CAAGGAGUGAAAGCUGAAGUGCUCACAACAAUCACUGUAGUUCUAAUGGGAAAGGGACCUGAAAAUCACUCUGUCUGGAUUUUUUUAAGAGCAACUGCUUAAUUGUUGAUAUUACAAACUGUGGAUGCUAGAGGAAGGAAGACUCUCUGAAAACAUUGCCACCAUGGCAGGGCAAGUAAUAAUUAUCCUAUUUACUUUUUAUUCAUUGUUUUUUGCUAGUCAACUGCGCUAUUCUGUGUUAGAAGAAGUAAGACACAAUACUGUAUUAGGCAACAUUGCAAAGGAUCUGGGCCUGGAUACUCAAGAUCUGGAGGUGAGAAAACUAAGGAUUGUCUCUCAUAAUAAAAAGCACAACUUUUUUAGUGCUAGUUUAGAUGGUAAUAUUUAUGUUAUUGAUAGAAUAGAUAGGGAAGACAUUUGUGGAUCAGAGCAAGUCUGUUUACUUGAUCUUGAGAUUAUUAUUGAAAAUCCAGUGAAUAUAUUUCCAGUUACUGUGGAAGUUCUAGAUAUAAAUGAUAAUGCCCCAGCAUUUUCUAAGGCUAUUUUUGAGAUAGAAAUAAGUGAAUCAGCUUCUGCAGGAGCACAUUUUGUUCUAGGAAAUGCAAUUGAUCCAGACCUAGGUGUCAAUUCAUUACAAAGUUAUACCCUUAACCCUAAUCCACACUUUACAUUGGGAGAAAAAAUUGACAGUGAAGGGACAAACCAUCCAGAACUCAUUCUGGAACAACCUUUAGAUCGUGAAAAACUUGAUGAAUUUACCUUGAUCCUAACUGCAUCUGAUGGGGGAAAACCUAAGAAAACCGGAACUGCUGUUAUUAAAAUUGAGGUACAGGACGUGAAUGAUAACUAUCCAGUAUUCAGCCAGGACACUUACCGAAUCAGCUUAAAAGAAGAUAUGCCAAUUGGUUCUGUAGUUUUUCAUCUUAAUGCCAGUGAUGAAGAUGAUGGUUCCAAUGCAGAUAUCACUUAUUCCUUUAGUUACAUUCCAGAAAAUGCACAUCAGAUUUUCACUUUAGAUUCUAAAACUGGAAUCAUAAAAACAAAAGCAGAUUUAGAUUAUGAAAGUAUGCCAAACUACAAAAUGAGUGUGGAAGCCAAAGAUGGUGGUGGCUUAGUUGCAAAAUGUAAUAUAGUAAUGCGGAUCGUGGAUGUCAAUGACAAUGCACCUGAAAUUGUGAUAGCAUCACUAUCUACACCAAUUCCAGAGGAUUCUUUUCCGGGGACACUGGUGGCUUUAAUUAAUGUAAAAGAUUUGGACUCAGGAAAAAAUGGCGAGGUCUCUUGCCAUCUAACAGAAAAUGUUCCUUUAAAGUUACAGUCAUCUAAUAAUUAUUACAAAAUUGUCACUACAGAAAACUUGGACAGAGAGAAAAAUUCAAGUUACAAUAUAACACUUUUAGCUGAAGAUGAAGGUUCUCCUCCAAUGGUAACCCAGUCAACUAUCUACAUACAUAUUUUAGAUGUGAAUGAUAAUAUGCCAGUCUUCAAUAAACCAGUGUAUAUUUCCUACAUUCCAGAACAAACACCUGCUGGAACUUCAGUUCUUAAUGUUCAUGCUUCAGAUCUAGAUAAUAUUGAGAAUGCACGGGUCAUUUAUUCUAUCAUUAACACAAAUAUUGAUAACAUUCCAGUAUCUUCAUAUGUUUCCAUAAACUCAAUGACUGGAGUUAUUUAUGCCCAGAGAUCAUUUGAUUAUGAACAGUUACAAGAAUUCCAGUUUCAAGUGAUGGGUAAGGACAAUGGGACUCCUUCUCUGAGCAGUAAUGUUACAGUAAAGAUUUGUAUAUUAGAUAAGAAUGAUAAUAUUCCUAAAAUUUUAUACCCAUCAUCAGAUACUGAUGAAUCAGCAUUAUUUGAAUUUAUUCCUCACACUGCUGAGAAAGGUUAUUUAGUGACCAAAGUGAUUGCAGUAGAUGCUGACUCUGGACACAAUGCCUGGCUCUCUUACCAUUUGCUACAAGUUCCUGAACCAUCAUUAUUUACCAUUGGCCUACAUACCGGUGAAAUUAAGAUUGGAAAGGACCUUCAGGUUAUUGACUCUUUAAGACAAAAGAUUGUGGUUCUGGUGAAGGAUAAUGGGGUCCCAUCCUUAUCAGCUACUGCCACUUUGAAUUUACUUGUGGCCAAAAACUUUCAACAAGUUGUACCAGAGAUAAAGCAACAGCCAGCUAAUUCAGACACAUCAUCUAAUGUAACUUUCUACCUUGUUAUCGCUAUAACUUUUAUAUCAAUUUUAUUCAUUGUGAUAGUAUUGGCUGUUGUCAUUUUCAAGUGUAGAAAGAGCAGCUCCCCUACUUCUCUUGGAACUUUUGGAAGAAAUAUGUAUCCUCAGUUCACAUUGGGAUGUCCCUCUGAAAUCAGUGAUACAAGUUUACCCUUUCCAUUCUCGUAUGAUGUCUGUGUGACUCUUGACUCAAAGCAGAAUGAAAUUGCAUUCCUCAAACCUGUCCAGAAUGUCCCCACAGAAAAUUUAAUUGACACAGAUGACUUACAUUCUGAGAACAUUGCACAGCAGCUGCUAAAAGACAAGUUUCAGCAAACUGUCAUUUAG